AUGCCAUUCAUCGAGGGAAUGUACAGUGGUUUUGCUUUCUCUCUCUUUCUUUUCCUGAUGACGAAUCCCUUAAGAUGGUAUCUCAUACAAAAGAAGAAAAACAAAAUUAUAUGCAAGAAAUGGAAAACCGCAGACAUUUGUACCAGGCUGUCUUCUCCUUUUCUUUUUCUUCACGAGAAUGAGAGAGGGAUCAAGCUGUCUGGCAGAUCCAGAGGUUUGUUGGUUGGUGUGUUGGGAGGAUUAGCCCACCCCCUUGAGGUACUCUGCCAGGGCUUCUACGGUGUUGGUGGCGGCACCCGGCUGGACGGUCUCUGGGUAGUGUGCAAGGAGGAGGGCCAUCUUAGUCCUGACGAUGACGAUGCCGGUUUUCCCCUAAGAUGCUGUAAGUAUACGGAAUUCGGAGUUAAAGAGGUGAAUGCGUACAAGCUUGCCGUAGACUCUGCUGUCAUCGGCCCUGAGAGUGAAGAACUUCUCUCCGCCGACGUGGAAGCCGUUGGUCUAAGCAACGAGACAGACAGGCAGACAGCAAAGCCAGUGCGGAAAAAAGCAUACUUUGAAACCAGGAGAGGUAGCCCAUGCGCUGGUGCCAUCCUUGUCGAAAAUAGCGGCCUGGUCGAUGUUGCCGGAGCCAACAAGGCUGCAGAGUCAAAGGUGUUAGAUAUAGAUCAGGGAGACGCGGGGGCCCAGGUACCUGCUGUCAACGUAUGCUGCCGACGACAGUUAGCAGGUCUCUACACGCAUACACGACGGAGAAAGCAGCCGGCAGCAGACAUACCUUGCCAGGACAUGAUGCUUGGUGAUGCCUAUCUGUGUGCGAAGCAGAGCAGCGUCUGUGAGCGGCUGAGCAGUGCGGAUAGCUGUUGCGCAGUGUGCGGUGCGAAGGACGAAGCCGGCGAUGUCGAGGUUGUCGCAGCAGCAGUGACAUCUGCAGACAGAAUCGAUGGCUGGCUGGCGGCAUCUCCAGGUCUAGAGCAGUCUUCCCGGCCGUCGUUCUCGUCUUCUGGCGGCGGUGGUGGUGGAGGUACCGGCAGCCCUGCAAUCUUCAACCAGACGCCACGGAUCCCCCGGCCAGACAACAAGAAACGCAGACAGAUGCAGGGCCUGAUAUCGUCGGGGAGCGAGAUGCAGCGUCGCCCUAUUACACCUCAGCGCGGCGUCGCGGCAGCAGCAGCAACACAGAAGCAGCACAGAAGCAGCACAGAAGCAAACAGAAGCAUCAGCAAUCUGCAGCUUCAGCUUUUUAAAUAUGGCCAAGAUGGCAUCGAAAUGAACAGGGAACGCCGGCGUCGAUAUGCACAUCAUGGCUAA
This is a messenger RNA of Trichophyton benhamiae CBS 112371, 1308 nucleotides long. RefSeq lists its product as uncharacterized. The transcript is spliced from 7 exons. Bases 1 to 1308 code for a protein of 435 amino acids. Lineage: Eukaryota; Fungi; Ascomycota; Eurotiomycetes; Onygenales; Arthrodermataceae. The record is from RefSeq and is a predicted model, not a curated record.